Drosophila montana is the source of this 1597-nucleotide messenger RNA. Its product is annotated as tyrosine-protein kinase abl-1. NCBI's taxonomy places the organism in Eukaryota, Metazoa, Arthropoda, Insecta, Diptera, Drosophilidae. The record is from RefSeq and is a predicted model, not a curated record. The coding region runs from base 311 to 1450 and encodes 379 amino acids. The transcript has 3 exons.
AUUCCCUCUGCGCACGUCGCGCUGAUCGCUAGCAGUCGCUCCCGUUGCCCGGCAUUCGAUUUCGUGUUCGAAUUUGAUUCCGUUUCAGCUCGUCUCGUUUACGCUACGUUAUUGAACACUUGAAGCACCGUUUUUUUUCGUUCUUUCUCUGUCGAAACAACGCAAUAAGUUUCACUAUAUUACGAGCAGGCGUGUGUUUUUCAAAAACUGAAGCAUAUUGUGUGCGAGUUACGCGAUAUUGUGAAAAGGCAAAAACAACAACGAUUUCAAAGACUUUGUUUAUUUAAACUGUAAACAGAAGAGCGCGAAAAUGGGUCGUCUGUUCCAAUACAAUCGCUUUGGCGCCACGGAAAGUGUUAAUAAACGUAAAAAGGAUACACAAAAGAAGGCACACGAUAAUGCAAAGAUGUUACGCAACGUGAUCAAUUGUCCCAGCUACUCGGACGUAUAUGGCACCCAUGCAGGCAAAAACCUGGACCUGGCCUUUAACAGAUGCCAACAAUGGAGCAACAAGCUGCAGCCAUCAACAACAGCCACAGCCGAGGAGCCCGCACAGAGUCGCACGCACAAGGUCUACGACAGCAUGAAGAACUUUUUGCAGCGCAAACUGUUUGCGCAACCCUCGCAAAAAGAUCGCUUGCAAUGCGAGGAGCCAACCAGCGACUAUGAUGAGCAGGACCUACUCGACUCCUCGUACCAUGCCGACGCGGAGGAAGAUGAGGAGGAACUGGUGGCCAAUUGCAGCUGCAGCUCCAGCAGCACGCCGAAGCGUGUCCAGCACAACAACAAGUCGCCGCAGAAGUCGCUGCUGUCGCUCAACUGCUGGCAGAGCAGCCAGCCCAGCGACACGAGCAGCAGCAGCAGCGAGGAUGCGCCGCCCGACGACCACGAUGAGUCCGAUGCGGGCAUCUCCGACUGCUGUCAGCUGCUCAACGAGCACAGCAACAACAACAGCAGCAGCAGCGCAAGGCGCCGCAGCACGCCGAGGAGACGUGCCACGGCACGCUGGAACAGCAACUCGGACGAUGAGGAGUGGGAGGAGGAGGAGCUGUUGCAGUGCGCCUGGUAUCAGCCGCGCAUCACGGCCAAGGCGGCGCAAGAGCAUCUGCAGUCGGCCACGCCCGGCAGCUUUCUGCUGCGUCGCAGCACGCCGCGCCGCUUCGAGCUGUGCCUGCGGCUCGAGCACAAGGUCAAGUGCUAUGCGGUGCAGUGCAGCCGCAGCGAGAUGUACAGCCUGAAGGGCGCCAAGAAGCAGUUCAGCACGCUGAAGGCGCUCAUCACCCAUCACUCGGUGAUGGCCGAGCAGCUGCCCCUGACCCUGGACAUGCCCAGGGAGCGGGACCUGGUCAAAAGCGCCGCGGUGCGCUAUGCGGACGACUUCGAGCCGCUCGAGUCGCUGCAGCUGCUGGGCAUACUGAAGAGCCUGCAGGCCAAGAACUUCGAGGCAUAGGCGUAGACUAGGCUGGUAGCUGGUAGCUGGUAAGGGGGAUCUUUUUUAUCGAACUGCAAAGGGAACGAUAGGUGAAAAAUUAUGCUAAGUUAUUUAGAGUUCUUGUGAUAUAGUUUACGAUAAAUGCGACCAGGUUUUAGCUCUUAA